GAUAUGGACGAGAAUCAGUGCAGCGUCGUGGAGGGUUCCAUAGUCAUCGUCUGGACGCACUCGAAGACGGAAGAAGGCUGGACGUACAUCGAGGUGGAGAAGGACGGGGUCACGACGCCAGGUUGGUUGCCAGCAUUCUGUUUGGAGUGGAGCGAGAGCUGA
This is a messenger RNA of Prorocentrum cordatum, 162 nucleotides long. NCBI's taxonomy places the organism in Eukaryota, Dinophyceae, Prorocentrales, Prorocentraceae. The record is from the annotation of a GenBank genome assembly.